AUGAGCACAGACGAUCAAGCUAGAGCAUCUUCUUUGUCUUUUUAUAGAAGAUUUAAAAGAGUUAAUAAGUAGUUCCAAGACCAUAGUGAGGAUAAGGAAAAUGACUAGUCUUCAUCUUUUUAUCUUACAAAUCAAAAUUGCAGCAAGAGUGUCUUGAUUCAAAAUAGCAAAACUUAGAAAUUUAGCAAGAAUGCAAUCAACAAGACCUAAAAUUAAUAUGAUUCUUCACCUGAAAGCCUAAAUAGAUGCGACACAAAAUCAGAUCUUCACGGAAAUAGCUUUAUAAACGCUUAAAAUACUCUUAGAUCUCCUAUUAGUUCAAAUAUCUUGUUGCCUUCAACAAAAUCAAAUAUUCAGAAUUAAAAGGACUUGAAUAGAAAUUCAAGCAAGUUAUCACAAAAUAAGUACCUGAAAUAAGUACUUCAAGCAUAACAAGAUUAAAACUAGAAUAAAUAGCAAUAGCAUUUGCUUAAUCAAUAGCUUUAAUUGAACUCAAAUGAAAACUCAAGCUUCUUACAAAUAAACAGUGGUAAAGAAAUGAUUUAUCCUUAAUCUCAUCAGUCGUCUGUAUAUUAAACUUUGAAUGCAGGAAAUAUUAAUUUGAACAAUCAGCAAAUAUCUUGUCGUACUGCAUUACCAGUAAUAGGAGGAGAUAAUUAAAACUCUAAUGCAAUUUAGCAAGAAAUUUAAAGUCUGUGGAGUCAGCCUAACCACAAUUAAAAACUUGACUAAGAAAAGUACAAUAUUUUCAAUGAUGAUUGUAAUAUGAGAAGAUUAGCUUUGAUGAACAGUAGUAAUAAGAAAAGAAAUAGCCAAAGGAAGAGAUAUAAUGUAAACUAAGAAUUAUCUCCUGUGUCCUCAUAGUCAGGUUUGCUAAUUAACGGACUAGGGGAUUAGCUUAGCGAAUCUUAAUGCAGAGAACUGUAAAAACUAUCUAAGAUUCAAAAAGCUAGCUUUACAUAGCAUGACAAAUAUAAAAAUCAUAAACCAAUCAAGCAUCAUAAGAAUAAUACCUAAGUCUUAACUUAAAAGCGAUGCUCUAUUUAAAUUGAAUAAAGCAUUAGUCCUUAAGAUUAUAUUAAAAACGGUGCUAAGAUAAAUUCAAGCGAUGAAGAGGAGGACUAGAUAAUUAAAGCUGGCAAGCUUCACCAUGAAAGGUCUAAUAGUGGAAACUACAAAACAAACUCUCAUUAUACAAAUAAUAAUAGCACUUAGAAUAACGGCAACCCUAAUAACAUUCAAAGAUUUAUAUUCUUAGGAACUGAUUCAACUAUUACACCAAGUAAUAUAAAUGGGAACUCAACAAAGAAUGAAUUUAAAUAAAAUUUGCAAUAAGAAAGCCUCAUGGAUGAUAGUUGUGGGCUUAAUAAGUACAAGAACAAUGCCAAUCAACAGAUGAAGAAUUAGAUCUCACCGAUACAAUAUCAAAAUAAUCAAGGCAAAAUUUUAGCAAUUAACAACAAUACAGUAUCUGAUCAUAAUACUUUAACGAUUGAACAUGCUUCCCCUUCUAUCUCACACCAAAAUCAAAAUACCUAGAAUGAUUAGUAGUAUUUCUAGCUUACUAAUCAACAAAUAAGCACUAUCAGGAAAAAGAUGGAAGCUAUAGCAAAAGAACUUGCUGAAACCGAGGAGAUAGGCUUAGAUGAAAAUACUCUAAUGAGAUUAUUUGACAUGAAAGCUGAUAAAUUACUUAGUAUGACACAAAUCAACAAGUAAUUUACUUUUGAAGAAAACUUGAACUUCCCACAACUUAAUCAAAGUUAAAGUUAAUCUAAUAGCAAUUAAAGUUACAACUAGCACUACUACUCUAAUCCUUACAAAUAAGGAAGUCAGAAUAGAAUAAGGAUAAUAGAAGAGUAAAGUUCAAAUAAUAACAGCUUCAACUAAAGAUCAAUAUCUAGAUAAAUGACAGGAAAUCAACAAGUGGAUACAUUUUUAACUGAUUAAAUGGAUAAUAGAAAUCAAAACCUAAUGAACAAUGUCUUUAAAAGAGAAGGAUCCAACUAAACAAUCAGUCCUAAAUCAAGAAAAUCAAAUUCAGCCAAGUUUAAUGAACACUUUCAUAAUUUUAAUGAUGAAGAAGCAACAUAAAAUAAUGGAAUCAUGGGAAGACAAAAAAAUUUGUCCAAAGAAUUUAGGGAUACAUUUGCUGUGAAAGACAUCAACUCACUUUCAUAGUCAGCUAUUGGUAUUAAUAACUAAACUCUAGAAAAUCUAGAUCAAUCUUGCAAUAAUGGAGUGAGACUAUCAGUAAGCAAUUUAAAGUUAAAUUAAACAUCCGGUGCUGGUUACUUAAAUGGUUACGGAGGUGAUUCGACCGUAAUUAUUACGAAUCAUAAUGGAUGUGAGGAAUCAAAAUAUUAUACUUAGAACUAAUUCUAAGAUGAUUCUAUAGGAAAUCAUUUACUUAAAUCCGGUUCAUCUAAUAAUAGAUCAAGAAGAUCAGUUGGAAAAUCUCUUAGAGGAAGCUAACUUAGGGGUAGAUCUGGACUUUCAAAUGAGAAUUCUUAAAAACGAAGUAAUAGGCAAUCUGAGGAUAAAACGUCAAUAAAGUAAAGAUCUAGCAGCAAGAAGAAAUAUAGUACCAUUAAAUCAAGAUUUAUGGAGCACUAUAAGACUUAAAAUUCCUAGAUAAAGAAAGAUCAUUCCUUAACCAUUGAUAACAGAGAAUCUCUUAAUAGACAUAAUCAAUCAUCAGUCUUAGUAGAUCCAUUUGCAAAUGAUCAUCUGAUAUCACUCUCAGAUUAGUUUAUCAACAAUUAAGCUUAGAUUUAUGUGGCACCUUAUAGAAAUAUUCCAAAUGUAUCAGAUGGGUUGCAGCAAUCAUAAAAAGGAUUAAUUCCUUAAUUAGAAAACAGUUAGUAACAGCAAAUUAAUUUAUAGCAACAAAACAAUCAAUUUUUAAGCGGUUCAAAUAAUAUUUAAGUUCAAUAUCAUACUGAUAAUGGUAGCAUCUAGCACAGUCAUAAUAAUAGAUAACUUUCAAAGACUCCAGCCUUUCCUGGCUAAACUCUAAAUAAUCCGAAAUCAAGACAAGCAGUUAAAAGUCUUAAAAGCAGAUCUUUGAUUGCUAAGAGAAAAUCUAGCACAGGGAAGUAAAGUAUGUAAUCCAACAAAUAGUUAACACCUAGUGUUAGCUAGCUAAGAUAGUAAAGGUAAAACUCAGCUUAAUCUGGGCUGACUUAGAAGUCCAACAAUCAAUUGAAAGAAACAUAAAUGACAAACUAAUCUAGAUUCACGCAUCACAGAUUUGAUUCCUAAUCAAACUGCUCUAAAUCAGCUCAUUCAAAGUAAAAUAGAAAAACUUAGCAGUCAGCACCAAGAUGCAACUGCUUAUAAAAGCUUUAAAUCACUAAGGAGACAAUAAAAAAUGCCCUCAAAGUCAAAUAUGAUGCAAGAUUAAAAGAUAUGAAGCAUUAGUUUGAAGCGAAAUUUAAGAAAAAUGAACAAAUCUGGAAAGGCAGAUUAGAUUGCCAUAAAUAAGCAUUGCAAAAGGAGCAAUUAAAGAGCCAAGAGCUAUAAUACUUGAUAUAGGAAAUGAGUAAAAGAAUAUCAAAGGUAGAGAAAAAGAACAAAGAAUUUUACUCAGUAAUUAAGAAGUAAGGAUUGCAAAGUAAUCUUAACAACACCAACUCAGCUUCAUUUGGAGCUUAAUAGCAUAGUUUUGUUUAGAAAAAUGAUUAAUAACUUCAAACUGAUGAUUUAUAAGAGCAUUAGAAAGGAUAAAGAAAAAGAAAAAGAAGAGGUUCAAAGCUAGCAUAGAGAGCUUAUAAAAAAUCAUCCUUAACUACAGAGUAGAACAUUUAAGCUAGAAUUAAAGACUAGAGCUUAAGCUCUCUUUCAAGCAGCGAAGAUGAUGAUUUAAACACUAAUCAGCAAGAGAAUAUGGGAAUGUUAGCAAAUAGUAUCAAAGAAGAUGAGGAUAAGCUUAGAAGAAUAGAGAAAAUCUUAUAUAAAAAAUGA
Molecule: messenger RNA, 3966 nt
Organism: Stylonychia lemnae
Lineage: Eukaryota; Ciliophora; Spirotrichea; Sporadotrichida; Oxytrichidae
Source: the annotation of a GenBank genome assembly